UGAUAUGCAUCUUGCACUUGGCUUCCACAACGUCAGGACGUCUCUCACAUACACGACCUGAAGGAUGAUGUCUGAUUACUCGGACGACGAUGGGAGUAUGUAUGACUACGAUUCUGACGCAAUCAGUGUAGAAGAGGACGACGAUGUUGCUCCAGCGACGAAAAACAAGGGCAAAGAGAAGAGCACUCCGUUCGAUGCGCGAAGUCUAUCGAUAGAGGCCCUGCAAGAUGCAGUGGCAAAGGACAUCCGCCGUGUGGCGGACUUGACGGGCCUCCAGCCCCCAAUAGCCUCGAUAUUGCUUCAGUACUUCCGAUGGAAUGAAGACAAGCUGCUAGAACGAUUCAUGGACUCGUCGCAGGACGUGCUCCGCGAGGUCGGCGAGCCGCAGAACGGCCCGUCCCAGGAGACGGCCCGCCGCCCUUCGAAGCGUGCCCGCCUAGAUACACCAUCUGAAUUUAUGUGCAUGAUAUGCUGCGACACGCCACCCAUAGAAGAGGCGUCCGACAUUCGCUGCGGGCACAAAUUCUGCUCCAGUUGCUGGAAAGAGUAUGUCAUGACGAAGAUCAAACAGGAGGGCCAGUGUUUCUUCAAGUGCAUGCAAGACGGAUGUGCCGUUACUGUGGACGAACCAAACAUUAAGCAGCUUGCCGAUGAUGCUACUUUCGAGAGAUACAAAGAACUGCUACGGGAGUCCUACGUCGGCUCCAAUGCCAAUUUGAGGUUCUGUCCACAUCCUGGCUGUGCAGAGACUGUGUGGUGCACAGGCGGCCGAGGGCAGUCUCUACUUACCGAAGUUCCCACCGUACGGUGUAGUAAAGGCCACAGCUUCUGUUUUGGAUGUGGCCACGAUUCGGACCACCGCCCGCUGAUAUGCAGGCUUGUCCCCGUGUGGAUCAAGAAUGCGCGCGACGACGCAGGCACAUCGCAGUGGCUCAAGGCGAACACGCGAUCCUGUCCCAAAUGUGGGAACAGCAUCGAGAAAAACGGCGGCUGCAACCGCAUCCUCUGCCGACACUGUCAGUACCAAUUCUGCUGGCUGUGCAUGAAGAAGUGGGAGUCGCACGGGUACAACAACGCGAUUUGUAACGCGUGGCAGGAACCCGAGCCCGACGAGGGCACGAACGAGGCAAAGAAGAAUCUCGAGAAGUGGCUCUUCUACUUUGACCGCUUCAAUAAUCACGAGCUCUCGGCGAAACUGGACCAGGACCUUUGCCAACGGACGGAAGAGAAGAUGCUCGAGGUACAGGAGACGUCGCAGUUGUCGUGGAUUGAGUCGAAGUUCAUGCAGCAGGCUGUCGAUGUGCUGACGGCAUGUCGCUUAACGUUGAAGUGGUCUUACGCUAUGGCGUACUUCUUGACACCAGGCAACCAGAAGCAGAUUUUUGAAGACCUUCAGGCAGACCUUGAGAAGGCUGUUGAGGAGCUCUCACAGAUGCUGGAGGAAGACAUCGAGACGAAGACUGUCAAGGCUCUGCGCCUGCGUAUGGUGGAUAAGACGGUUUAUGUACGUGGUAGGCACGAUGUCUUGCUCCAGGACACCGCCGCUGGUCUUGCCGAGGGGCGGUGGUCGUGGAUCAUCCCGGUAGAGUGAUGCAAUGAACGGAACUCUUGGCAGGAUUACGAACAAUCGCAUGACACUAAAUUUUUUUUCAUUGUGGUCGGGUGUAUGUUCCAAUGAGAGGUGGUAUUGCCUAUAGUAUUAGUCGAAUUAUAGUUCAAAGCAUGCACGACAGAACGCGAGAGGGAGCGGUACUGGUUGUCCUGAGAGCAUCGCCACAUCAAUUACACCUUGAAGCCGUAACCCCGCAUGCAGGCAAUAUGGGCCUGGACGAGCUCCUUGCACUUCUCCGUCGCCUCCGAAGAGUCGUGCUUGAGGAAGCAGUCGUCACGCACGGACUUUGUUUGUGGGCAAGCGCAGCAUCUAGUGAGACCGUGAACGACAGCGGUGAAUGUGGAAAAAGAAGCGACACGUACGGCUUCAGGCCCUCCGGGUUCAGUGGAUUCUGCUUGGGAUCUGUUGGGUCGAAUGGCUUCGCCUCGGGUGCAGGCGUGGGGGAAGAGCCUCCCCACCACGAUGAGAUCUGACUUCAGCU
Phanerochaete carnosa HHB-10118-sp is the source of this 2093-nucleotide messenger RNA. RefSeq lists its product as uncharacterized. Bases 65 to 1591 code for a protein of 508 amino acids. Gene Ontology annotation, biological process: positive regulation of proteasomal ubiquitin-dependent protein catabolic process; protein polyubiquitination; ubiquitin-dependent protein catabolic process. The record is from RefSeq and is a predicted model, not a curated record. Lineage: Eukaryota; Fungi; Basidiomycota; Agaricomycetes; Polyporales; Phanerochaetaceae. Gene Ontology annotation, molecular function: zinc ion binding; ubiquitin conjugating enzyme binding; ubiquitin protein ligase activity. The transcript is spliced from 8 exons. Gene Ontology annotation, cellular component: cytoplasm; ubiquitin ligase complex.